This is a messenger RNA of Mirounga angustirostris (Northern elephant seal), 561 nucleotides long. RefSeq lists its product as uncharacterized. Bases 1 to 561 code for a protein of 186 amino acids. The transcript has 6 exons. Lineage: Eukaryota; Metazoa; Chordata; Mammalia; Carnivora; Phocidae. The record is from RefSeq and is a predicted model, not a curated record.
AUGAGGAUUUCUCAGAGUAAGGCUUCUCCCAAGAUUUCAAGAGCCAGUUGCCCUACCAUCAUCACAACUUCAUUGGACAGUUCACAGCCACCACAGCUGCUCGGGUACUUGGCUUACAGCACCCUAAAGUCUCCAAUGAACCAGCAAUUGACAAGCUCAAAGGAUCUUGAUGAUUUAAGAAUGGAGGGAGUAACUACCCUUGUACCUUCUGGGAGCAAAUUUAACCAAGGUCGUGCUACUCACCCUGCUGAACCUCAGGCCAAGGUCACACUGAACAUCUGUUCAAGGUGUGCCAGGCUUCAAGGAGACAACCUGGCAGAAAGGACGGAGGAGACUUCACAAGCACUUCAUUCUCCAGAUGAAAUAGUCCCAGAUUCUUUGGAUUCUUUAGCCGGGACUGAAGAAGCACUAAUGGAAGAGGGUGAAGAAUUUGAGAAAGCAUCUAAAUUAACAGGACCUGAUGAAUCUUUAAAGCAAUUGCAAGUAGUUCAUCAGCCAUGGAUCUUGCCAAGUGACACAGAAAGUGAAGGAGUAGAAGCAGAACAAGAUAAAUGUGAGUAG